AAUUCCAAAAGCAAUAUUUAUUUUGAACCAUCUAACAGUUCCACUUAUAUUAGUGGUUAUUAUAGCUGCGGAGUGUUUGCUAGCUUUAAUUAUUAUUAUUAUUAUCAGUUUCCAUUUAUCCUUUCAGUCCAAAACAGAACUUAACACGGAUUCGGAUCGAAAGAGAGGAGGAUGAUAGGCGCUUGGGGCAGCGCAGCAUAAGUUUGACAGAUGAAAAUUUGCCAUGUUUCAGUCUCAGUGGAAUCCAAAUUUUCGAGGGCAGUGGGGAAAUAGAAGUCCAACGCCGUGACAAAAGGAGCGCCAAGUGUAUGCUGAAAUGCCCUCUGAAAUGAAAAAAUGGAGGGCAGUCGUUUAAGGAGGAGGGGAAAAGCUCAGUUGGCAACCACGACCAACAAUAUUAAUGCUAUGCACACACACCAUGCAGCAGUGGUUUCCCAACAAAUACAAUGGUGAAAAGUAGGUUUCUCAACCAUCACAACUUAUCAGUAAGCGCAGUGCCAUUAGUAGUAGGACAAACAACCAAGCAAGCUGCUACUGCUCCUCCUCACCCUGUUUAUUAUCUCCAAUCAAGGGGACGAUGCAUCAGCAACGCAUUGGUUUCUCCUCCUCCACCUCCGGCUGGUGGAAUCGGCUCCUUCAGUAUCAUUCUGCAAUUGGUUCCCAUCAGCAGGUGUUGCAAUUAUAUGCAGAGAUGAUGAGGUCGAGGACAUCCCCAUCCCUAGCCCCAAAUGCCUCCACCUUCCCUUCCAUUUUCAGAGCAUGUGCCUAUCUGCCUUCGUCCUCUCUUCCACUUCGACUUCAACUCGGCCGAGCCAUCCAUGCCCAUGUGUUCAGGUUCACAGCCCAAUCAGAUAUGUACGUUGGCUCUUCCCUUAUUCACUUUUAUGCGAGCUGCUGCAAAAUGAAGGGUGCACAUCGAGUGUUUGACACUAUGCCUCACAGAAAUAUUGUGUUGUGGACAGCGCUCAUACAAGGCCACGCCCAGAGUGGUGAAGGGAGGAGGAGCAACAAUAAUGCUAUAGACAUGUUUAAUAGGAUGAUGCGCUCUGAAGAUGGAAUCAGGCCAAACACUGUUUCCAUGUUGAGCGUGCUACCCACGUGUGGGCGCUUAAUGGAGUGUGAGUCUCUUCAUGCUUUCGCUAUUCGAUCUGGACUGGACUCUGAUUCAAUGGUGGGGGCAUCCCUCACAAACACCUAUCUGAAAUAUAGCAGCAUUGUCCAGGCUCUCCGCUUCUUUCACAGCCUGCCAGAUAAGAAUCAAGCUUCAUGGUUGGUUAUGAUCUGUGGGUUGGCUCAGUGCGGUCUCUUGAGUGAUGCAUUUUCUCUGGUGACCACCAUGUUGGGGAGCACUAACUGGGAUCUGGAUUCCACUGCAAUAGUUACACUACUUUCCGCAUCCAAGGACAAAGGGGCUCUAGAGCAUGGCAGAUGGGUCCACAAAUACGUUAUAAAAGCUGGGUUUGCUCAGGAUGUUUUUGUUGGAACCUCUCUGGUGGAUAUGUAUGCAAAAUUCGGGUUUUUGGGUUUUGCUCGUCAUGUAUUUGAUCAUAUAAGGGAGAAAAGCCUGGUGCUAUGGAAUGCAAUUCUGUACUCAUAUGCUCGUGAAGGGCUGACUUAUGAAGUUCUAAAACUUUUUAAGGACAUGAGAUUUCGGGAAGGUUUAGCACCCGAUUCAAUAACUGUCAGGAGUUUGCUGUUGGGAUCCUCUUGCAGACGGGGAGCAGCAAUCUGGCUUGGCGAGUCCAUUCAUGGUUUCAUUUUUAAGGGUGGGUUCCACUCAGAAGUUGCAACCGUCAACUGUCUUCUGGAUUUUUAUGCCAAAGCAGAGAGGUUGCGAGCCAUGGAAGCAUUGUUUGCAGCUAUGGAUGAGAGAGAGAGGGAUGCUGUUUCUUGGAACUGUGUAAUUCAUGGGUAUGCUCAGAGUGGGCGUGGAGAGAAGGUGUUGAAGCUCUUCUCUACCAUGUGUUCUACAGCCAUAGAUCCUGACCACUUCACAUUGUCGAGUGUAUUACACGCAUGUGCUGCCAUGGGAGAUUUGUUGCAUGGACAGUGCGUGCACACCCACAUGAUAGCACGAGGAUAUAUUUACAAUGCCAUUACGAGAACGUCCCUGCUGAACAUGUACGCAAAGUGUGGUGCUAUAUCUUCUGCAUAUCAGUUGUUUUAUGAGAUGCAUGUUCGCGACACCAUCUCUUUGAAUGCCAUCAUCUCUGGCUUCUAUCAAAAUGGAUUUGCAACGGAAGCUCUCUCUCUCUUCCACAACCACCUAACAAAUUCCUCACUGAUUGUUGAUGCCAUGCCCGACUAUGUAACAUUGGCACUGGCCAUCUCGGCAUGCGCACAGUUGGGUAGCCUGCGAGUGGGCAUGUGCCUGCAUUCUUACAUUUUGAGGAACGGGUUUGAGGGCAAUAUAACACUAGGCAAUGCCAUCAUUAGCAUGUAUGCCAAGUGUGGAGCAAUCGAGCAUGCUGAGCGUGUCUUCAAGAGGAGCAUGGCAACAUUUGAGAGGGACUUGACGUCCUGGACCGCGAUGAUCGCAGGAUAUGGAAUGCACGGGCGAGUGCAAGAAGCUCUAUCAUUGUUUAGAGAGAUGCAAGCAGAGGUGAGGCCAAAUGCAGUCACCUACCUUGAGCUGAUAUGUGCAUGCAGCCAUGGAGGGUUGGUCGAUGAGGGGUUAGCUUGCUUCAGGAGCAUGAGGCGAGAGCACGGGCUGCUACCAGGUGCUGAGCAUUACGCCUGUUUGGUAGACAUGCUGGGCCGUGCAGGGCGCAUGUGGGAAGCGUAUGAAUUGAUACGAGAUGAUUUGUCAUCAUCAUCAUCAAGGGGAAAGGUGGAUGGGGCAGUGUGGGGGGCCCUGAUGGGGGCAUGUAGAAUUUAUGGGGAGGUGGCGCUUGGUGAAGCGGCAGCAGCCGAGGCCAUGAGGUUGGAACCAGGCAAUGGUGGAUACGGGGUGCUUUUGUCCAACAUAUACUCAGGGGUGGGAAGGUGGGAGGAGGCAGCAGAAAUCAGAGGGAGGGUUGGGUUCAUGGAGAGGAGACCGGGGUGGAGUUGCAUUCAGGGGUGAACUUCAAAGGCAAGGUGAUGAAAUUUGGCAAGACAGUGUUAAUAGACAAGGACUUGGGUUGGAUCUCGCCAGGGUCCGAGACGAGUGAACGCAAUCCAACUCCGGUGAGUCCCAAGCUAUGGUUAAGGGGUCGACUCAGGGCUCGUCUGGAGGUUUUGCCUCUGGACUCUCCAGGCCCCAGAGCUGUGUUGACCCUUCCUAGCUGUGUCUGUAAUUUUUAAAACACUGGAGUGUAGAUUAUGAUUGAUACGAGGGCAAUCGAAGACUGUUGCCAAUGUGUGUGUGUUUAAUCCCUCUAGGUGGGUCCUGCAUCGGCCUCGCAACAUUUGAAUUGUGGACCCUGCAAGGGACGUGGGCCUGGGGCUAGGGGGGUGGCUUCUUGAGGAGGGUCCAGAGGUGGGAGGCGUGGGGGGGAGUUGGGGGAGACAUGGGGGGUGAAGUUUGUGCCACAGAGGAGUCAGGCAGCCUCAUCAUAGGCUCAGGCAGCUUCCUCUGAUAGCUCUUUUGUUGUCCAUUCUGUGCUUCAGCUUGGUCUAAGACUGAAAAGCUAAUAUGCGGGUGAUGAGGUAGAAUCUUCAAACAAUAUUGAAGCAUUUGCUAAAGCAUUAUUUGGAUCGAAAGCAAACAAAUUGCUUAACACGUUGCUUGUCAUCAAGGUUUCGAGCAUUCUCGAGCUGCUGCUAUUUAGAUAGUCUUGCCUGCUCAAAUUCUCAAGUGCAUUGAGUAUUUGGAUGGAAAUAACCUUGGAAGGCCUUUGGCAUUUAUAGCUAAGUUGAUAGGUUAUGAGCCCUAUCAGAUCAGCUUGUGAAAUGGGGUUUGUUGGAACCAGGCAGGGUGAGAAUGCUGCUCGAAGAAGGUUCCAGCCCAAUGGAAGUGAUUAUUGAUGUUCUGAUGACAGUUUCUGAGCUUGGUUGGUUGUCGAAAGAUUCUGUGAAGCAAUUGACAAGGCACUCUACUGCAACUCAAGGGUUUUCUCAAUCAUGAAGAUGCAAACAUUAGGGCACAUGCUUGUAGUGCCAUUGACAACAUGUGCCGCCACAGCCCUUAUUUUUAUGCCUCGCUUUUUAAACAUGAUAUCGUUGUCCUCCUCAUAGAAAGAUGUGCAGAACCAGAUGAAAGAACCCGAAAGUUUGAAUGUGUUGCGCUUGGUAAGGCCGCAUACCAAAAUGAGUAAUAUAUCAAGAGCUAAGGAGAUUCGUUCCUCAGCUAACUAAUCUACACAGGCAUCAGAAGGAGACAAGACUAAAAGCCUAUGCUGCAGGUGCUAUUACCAAUUUGGUCCAUUACUAAAGCAAGCUGUGAAGAGAUUCUCUCAAAAGGAGCCUUGCAGGUACGUAGUACUCAACGGUGUCUCAACGCUAUUUUACGUAAUGUUCUUUUUCUUUGAAUUUUUUUUAUACUUAUGUGUUGAUUUGAAUGGAGGGCUCUGGUUAAAUGUACACUUCAGGAAGUUGGCGACCCAUUUUUCCACUAAUGGUAAUUCUCAGUUUCACGUAUCAAAGAUAACAGUUCAUUUUUUCAGUCGGAAAUAUCUAUCGAACUCUAACUUGAUCAUGUUAAUUGGCUUAAUUUCACAAUCAAUAUCCUUCAUAUUAUAGUGGCAAAUUUAUUCUUUUUUUUUUUUUUUGUGAAAAAUCAAAUUAGGCUUGUGUAGAAAUUUGUUUUUUACAAGAGCUGUUUAGAUUAUAAAAGAUAUUAAUUGCAUGUAACAUAAACAUGUUAGUAGGAUGUUAAUGAGCUGUUUCCAAAGGUUUUCCUCUUGCUCAAGCUUUACUUAUUUAAUGGAAUGUUAAUGAGCUGUUUUCAAAGGUUUUCCACUUCUUCACACUUUACUUAUUUACUGUAAUUUGUCUUUUGUAAUUCUUUUUGACAUAUGGUCUCGGGACUACUUGAGAAACUAUGAAGUAGAAAACGUUAUGAGGAAUUCCAAAACAUUAAGGUUUUCAUCAAGGUUUAAAAAAAACGGACCAAUGAGGAUAGGCCACUCAAAAACCAUGUCGGAUCGGCCACUCAAAAACCAUGUCGGAUCGGUGGAUCAGCAAUCCGGAUUGGUGAAUCAUCAAGUCUCAACCUCAAAAAAUUUUUGAAAAGUACUAUAAUUUUUCAAAAAUCUAGUUUUUUAGGUUUCUACAAGAAAUCGUGACAAUCGCAUUAUUGUUUAAAUAUUAUUGUGUAAAAAUUAUGUAAAUAUUGAGAACCUAUCUCAUGUUGAGUGUUUGUUGUCUAUUAAAUUUAUUUUAUUUUGAGGAAGUUAAGGGGAAAGUUUAAAAAAGGUAAACGUUUGUUUGAUGGAAGAUAAAUGUUCCUUCGAAAAAAGUUCUUUCUUGGGAGCUGGAAUGUUAUCUUUAGUAAAGUUUAAAAAAGUUUUGGGUACCUAUUUUUGAUAAUUUGCUGGAAUGUUAAAGAAGUUUAACAAAAAAA
Molecule: messenger RNA, 5485 nt
Organism: Amborella trichopoda
Lineage: Eukaryota; Viridiplantae; Streptophyta; Magnoliopsida; Amborellales; Amborellaceae
Product: putative pentatricopeptide repeat-containing protein At3g01580
Biological process (GO): RNA modification
Cellular component (GO): intracellular membrane-bounded organelle
Molecular function (GO): protein binding; RNA binding
Source: RefSeq, a predicted model, not a curated record